This is a messenger RNA of Microplitis demolitor, 4364 nucleotides long. RefSeq names its product beta-1,4-glucuronyltransferase 1. The transcript is spliced from 5 exons. Lineage: Eukaryota; Metazoa; Arthropoda; Insecta; Hymenoptera; Braconidae. The record is from RefSeq and is a predicted model, not a curated record. Bases 682 to 2232 code for a protein of 516 amino acids.
UUUUUUUAAUAUUUUUUAUUCCUUUGUGAAAAAUAACCGAGUCAAUGUCCGAGAUAUCACACGCAUAAAAAAAAAAGUGUGGAUCUCAGCAGUUCAGCAUAGCAGGGCCAUUUCUUGUUGAUGACACAAAAGACUGGAGUUUUGCUUUGGAGUAGUGGUGCGUGAUGGUAGUGGUUGUGUUCUGAGAGUCUUUGGUCCAGUGUCCAGUGCGUUGGAUGCAGAUGAGAAAUCAUAUGAGGUCGGUGUCGAGGGUGGAAUUCCUCAGUCAGUUCUGCUUCUGACACCGGUUGUAAAUUUGAUUUUAUUUAAUCUUAUCUAAUCUGAGCCGCUCAUCAGCUUAUCUAUUAUUGGAUUGCCACGUCUAUUUUAAUGGAUAGUUGUCACUUUUAAUAGAAUAUAUAGAUAAAUAUAAAUAUAUAUUAAUUAUAUUGCAUUUAAAAUCAAGUAAGAAAUCGUAGUCUUGAUAAUUGUCGUGCGUGUUCGUUUACUACUUCAAGCAUGCAUUGGUUCUUCUUUGCAAGGGCCAGGAGGUGAAGAACGUAAUUGUGAAGACCCGGUUGCACUACGGCCAUCCAUGUCAAUAAAUGAAUCCAAAGAUGAUACUAAAAUCUUAGCACCAGUACUUAAUAAAACAAAAUAACAAUAAAUCUCCAUCUAAACUUAAAUAAAAUAACUACAAGUAUGAUAGUGAGAAGAAAUUGGGCCUUACGGCUGUCUGUCGUCGUUAACAUCUGCGUUCUCCUGUACAUAUGCGUUCACUUUAAAACGGCAGCUUGGGUUGAAGAUGCUUCUAAUUGGGAUAACUCAUCGGGAUCGAGUGUUCAAGAAGUUUCGAAUGAUAUUCAAGCGAAUAGCAACAACAACAACAAUAAUCAAAGUAGUCAAACAACACGAUUAUCAAGCAGCGUUGAAGGAAGAUUUUCUAGAUUAAUUUCAAAAGUAAAAGAUAAACCGACGGAAUCUAUUGAAGCAUCUAAGGCCAUCGAAAAUAAGGAACAGACGAAUCAUAAAUCAGAGACUGCACAAAGUUCUUCUUUAUUCCUUUCCGGUCAAGAGAGCUCUCCGCUGGCCCAACCUUCAGCAGCGGCGGUGACAUCGUCAUUGAGCUUAAAAGACAUAAUAAAGUGUAACGACAAGUCACUGGAAGCUAGAAUUGCCCAACGCGGCGAUUACUGGGUACUUUAUAACUAUGUGCCAAUGAGUAUUUACGUUGGAUGUUGGGAAAGCGUUACUUAUACGACCCAUGCGGACUUUACGUUUCUCGACAAUCUGGAGCCGUUGCUGCGACGCUGGCAAGCACCAGUAUCGAUUGCUUUACAUGCACCAGGCACAGACUUUCAGCCGACUUUAGAUUCAAUCAGAUACUUGAGAAAUUGUGGAAGUCCACUCGUAUCACAAUUCACCACCUUUCAUAUUUAUUUCAAUAGCAAACAUGUACCCCGAUCGGUACCAUCGAGCGAAAAAGUAUUAUCCUCUGAGCCAUAUAACUGUAGUCUUGGGGCACCUUGGUCAAAUCAAAAUGUUAUAAACAACAAAAUGUAUAAAAACGAAAAAAAACUUUUGUAUCCCGUUAAUGUUGGGCGUAAUAUUGCGCGUGAAUCUGCCAUAACUCACUACGUACUCGCGAGUGAUAUUGAGCUUUAUCCUAAUCCAGGUUUGCCGGAUAAUUUUCUUGAGAUGAUUCGUAAAAAUGAUCAUCCAGCGUUGUCUAAAUCAAAUCCUAAAGUAUUUGUAUUACCAAUAUUUGAAGUUGAUAAAAAAAGUCAACCGCCAGUUAACAAAACAAUUCUGAUAAAAAUGCUCAAGUCAGGCAGCGCAAUUCCAUUUCACAAGAGAUUGUGUUCAAUUUGUCACAAUAUACCCAAAGGGAAAGAAUGGCAAGAUGCUGUCGAGACAACGGAUCUUACGGUAUUUCAUGUUGGUAAACGUACUGGUAAUUUUGCUCACUGGGAACCUAUAUUUAUCGGUACAAAUAAUGAGCCAAUGUACGAAGAACGUUUAAGCUGGGAAGGUAAAAGUGAUAAAAUGCCACAAGGUUAUGCGCUCUGUGUAUUAAAUUAUGAUUUUCUUAUUCUCAAUAACGCGUUUCUUGUACACCGACCGGGUAUUAAAUCUUACAAAAAAGAUCAACGACGCGACAUGCUAACUGAAAAAACCAAUACGUUUAUUAAAAAAAUUUUAUUACCCGAGCUUAAAGUCAUGUAUGGAUCAAGAAAAGGCUGUGUCGUUUAAUUACACAGCUAUGUUAAUAUUUAUUAUAGUUAAUUGACAUAAUUGCGACAACUGUUGAUAUUUAAAAUAUUAAAUAUUUAAAAAACGAAAAAAAAAAAACUCUCAAUCGUUAUUUAUACAAUUACAGCAAUCAAUAAGACCUCAUGUAUUUAAUAAUUAUAAUUGUUAUAACAAUUUAUUGCCAUUUGACCUUUUUUUCACUACUUCUAUUGACUUAUUAAUUGACAUUUGCUAUUUAUUUAUCAAAUAUACCAUUCAAGUAUUGACUUUUAUUUAACGCCAACAAAAAUAAUUAUUUGACAUUUUAUAUUUGGCCAAAAAAUAGAGUACUUAAAUAAUGUAUGAGUGUGUUUUAAUAUCAUUACAAUUAUUAUUAUUAUUAUUAUUAUUAUUAUUACUACUACUAUUAAACAUUGACUGUAUUAAUUAAAAGCCAGCCUUCUAUUUUUCACUUGUAUUUCUAUACAUAUAUAUAUAUUUAAAAAAAUCAUUUUUAAUUAUAAUUAAACAAUAUCAAAUGACUAGAGGUGUGCAAAUAGUUCGAAUUUACGAAUCAUUUGUAUUGAAUCGAAUCGAAUAAUUUGAAUUUUUUGAAUUGUCAGUCUUUGAAUUAUUUGAAAAUUUUAUUUUGAACGACUUAAAGUUUUAAUAUUUUUUCUAAUAAUUGAAAUUUUUGUCGGUGGUAAAUAGAACUUUGGACAUAAAUUUACGAAAAAAUUGUUUUUGGUUAAUUUCAAAAUUAAGCUCAUUAUUAAAGGGUAACGUCAACCGAUUUUCAUUUAAAUUUUAAUUCAUGGACAAACACUGGAAACUUUGACAGAGGGCUGAACAUUUCGUAUUUUCAAAAUUUUUAGAAAAAUUUUUUAAAAAUUCUCACUACUCUACGAGUGCAAAAAAAAAGUUCCGUUUAUUUUUUUGUGAGAAAGAGGUCCGGGGGUGUUUACCCUUAAGGACAUUUUCAAACAGUACCGCAAUUUUUAAAAAAUUUUCGAUGACAACUGUCAUAAUUAUAUCAAAAUUUUAUAAAUUAAUUAAGACUUUAAUUGAACCGAAAUAUAGAAUUAUUUAAAAAUUACUUACAGUUAUCAAUUAGAAGUUGAACGGAAUUUUUUGAAUAAAUUUUAGCCUAGAAAAUUUGAAAAUUGUCAUAAAAAUUUAACUAAAAUUUAUUUUACAAAUUUCAUUUAACUUCCAAUUGAUGUCAACUGUAAAUAAAUUUUUUUAAAUUCUAUAUCUCAGCAUUGUUUUUUUUUAAAUUAAUUGAUCAAAUUUUGAUACACCUGACAGUUAAUUGAAAAUUUUUUAAAAGUAGCGGGCACUAAGAAUUAAAAAGUUAAAAAUAAUUCGAAUAAUUAAAAAAUUCGUGAAUUAUUCGAUUCGAUUCGAACACUCCUACAAAAAAAAGUAUUAAUUUAAAAAUAAAAAGUGUAAAUAAUGUAAACACAAUCUGCAAAUGCGCCUUUAUUGUCUAAUAACAUAAUAAUGUAAAUGUUAUGCAAAUUUUAAAAAUCCGCAUAACAUAUUCUGUGCCUUAUUGCCUUUAUCAUGUCAUAAGAAUGUACGUACGUUUAAACAUAACAUUUGCUAGUAUAUCAUACAAACAAACACAUGAUAACGAUUAUGAAUGAAAAAAUGAGUAAAUGAUCAUUAAGUAAUAUGAGUUUAGUAGUAAUUUAAAAAUGCAAGAUAAAGGUGAACAUAUGCCAACUUAUAUUUUCUAGUAAUUUAUUACAUAACAAAUAAUAAUAAAAAGUAAUUAUCACUUGCGAAUGGUUGGUGUGAAUAAUUAAAAGGUUUAGUGUUGAAGCUGAGAUAAGACUUGUCUUGACAUUAUUUAUGUUAAUAUUAUUAUUAUUGUUAUAUAUAUAAAUAUAUUGUAAAGAGAGCGGGCAACAAUGAUGUUUAUUGAUGUAAAGAGACCGUUUCUUGACUUUCAUAUUUAUCUGUAAAUACUUGAGUACGUUUACGAGCAACUGAUGGGUAUGAACGUGAAAUGUAAAUAAAGUGUAAACUUAUACAUAUAAAUUAAAGUGUCAAACCCGAAUGUCUCGUAAAAAUAAAGCGCGCAUUUAUUGUUUAUUUGUUAAAGAGUAAAAAAAAAUAAAUUAAUAAAUAAUAAUGAACAACAGUAA